UUUGCGAAAACAUUGACAGUGAAUUGCGGUGUUUUGUUCCGGGAUGUUUCAAUCGUUUUCAUCACCUGCAUUUGAAAUGCCACCCACAGCACAAUCACUCCAUUAUCCAUAAUAACUGUAAUAGAUACCACAGUGCAAUCCGCCAAAUCCUUCCUCCAACGAAAUGAACAGAAUCGGAUGUGUGUAAAAUUUUCUAUAUUUCGACGUUACCUUGCAAGCCCUUGAAGAAUAAAUGUCUAGAUUUUCAAUUAGUGCGAAAGAUUCGCCAGGCUGCGCGAUAACUGGAGUAACUUAGAAGUGAAAUCCCGAUCUGAACUGGUCGUUUGUUUAUGUUUACAUGCUUGAAUCCCGGCGCGCCAUACUUAAUUUCGUGAGAAAAUUACCAACACAACCAAAACUGUCUUACUACGCCACCAGUGUAUUUUACGUCGUGCAUUAGUCCUAGGCAUGAGUCAUCCGAAGAUACAUUUUUAAUCCUAAAGUAUAAUGAAGUAGUUCUCGGGUACAAUUUGAGUCAACAUCCAGUAAACUUGGAAAAAUGUCUUCAGCUCGACAAUCUGUCGAUAAUCUGUAUAAACAACAAGAUUUCUAUAUUGGAUUAUCCUUGGCUCUGUCCAGUAGUUUCUUUAUCGGAGCCAGUUUCAUUAUCAAGAAAAUUGGUUUAAUUCGAUUAUCCAGAGUUGGUUCACUUCGUGCGAGUGCUGGCGGGUUUGGCUAUCUGAAGGAUUGGAUAUGGUGGGCUGGUUUGAUCUGUAUGGGCAUCGGUGAAGCGGCAAACUUUGCAGCAUACGCAUUCGCACCGGCAUCACUUGUUACACCACUCGGAGCUCUGAGCGUUAUCGUAACAGCCGUAUUGGCCUCAAAGUUUUUAAACGAACGACUCAACCUGCUUGGAAAGCUUGGAUGUUUUUUGUGCAUCAUAGGUUCUACCAUCAUCGUAAUUCAUUCACCCAAAGAAGGUGAAAUUGACGAUCUGAAUCUGCUUCUGGAUAAGCUUCAAGAUCCAGCGUUCAUUACCUAUGUGCUAGCUAUCCUUACGCUUUCCUUGUUUAUUGGAUGUUGCUGUGGACCACGCUAUGGACAUAAAAACGUAAUAGUUUAUAUUCUACUAUGUUCUGCCAUUGGCAGUCUAACGGUUAUGUCCUGCAAAGCGCUUGGAUUAGCUUUGCGGGAUACCAUCUCCGGCAAAUCGAACGAUUUCGGCAUGUGGUUGCCGUAUUUCCUUAUCAUCAUAACAGUAGUGUUUGUCGGCAUCCAGGUAAAUUAUUUAAACAAAGCUUUGGACAUUUUCAAUACUAGUAUCGUCACACCCAUCUACUACGUGAUUUUCACCACGCUGGUUAUAACGGCAUCAGCAAUUCUGUUCAAAGAAUGGGGUGGUAUGAAAGCGGAAGAUAUACUCGGUGACAUAUGCGGAUUCUUCGUUGUUAUCAUCGCAGUCAUACUACUAAAUGCUUUCCGCGAAAUGGAUAUCAGUUUAAGUGAUGUGAAAGGUAUUAUGCGACCAAAGCGAGAGUUACUACAGUCUUACAAGGACCAGUUCGACGAGUUUUUGGCCGAGUCAGACGGAAAUGGCUCGCAGAAACAUUAUGGCACGGGAGACUACCGAAGUGUUUGAUAGUUUGAGCAAUCGAAUGUGUGUUUGGUAGAAUAGGGACUGACUGAUAUUUUUGCAUUGCUUUAUAAUAAAAAGUAAUUGAAAAUGCCUUGGAUUCAA
Messenger RNA from Malaya genurostris, 1717 nucleotides. RefSeq names its product magnesium transporter NIPA2 (gene spict). NCBI's taxonomy places the organism in Eukaryota, Metazoa, Arthropoda, Insecta, Diptera, Culicidae. The transcript is spliced from 3 exons. Gene Ontology annotation, biological process: magnesium ion transport. The coding region runs from base 539 to 1618 and encodes 359 amino acids. The record is from RefSeq and is a predicted model, not a curated record. Gene Ontology annotation, cellular component: membrane. Gene Ontology annotation, molecular function: magnesium ion transmembrane transporter activity.